AUGACAAGAAUUCCAAUCAAUCCACCAGAGGAGUUUGAGAAAGUAAAGGCUUUCCUAGAGAAAAUAGAGACAGAAAUGAGAAAAGCGGAGAAUGCUCCUCUUGCUACAAAUCCUCCCGAAAACUAUUGGCCGAUUUUCCAGCUCCAUCACCAGAGAUCUAGAUACAUAUAUAAUUUAGAUAAAAAAGGCGAGAUAAGUAAUGAGCUAUACAAAUAUCUUUCACUAAACCGAUUUGUGGACCAUGAAUUAGUUUGUUAUUGGAAAAAAGAGGGAUAUGAAGACCUAUGCUGCCUCCGAUGCAUCCAGCCCAUUGACAGCAAGCAUGGAAAUGUAUGCAUAUGCAGAGUUCCCGAGAGAAGUAUCGACGUUGCGAGGGCUAUAAGAUGCGACAACUGUGGAUGUAGAGGAUGUUCUGGAUACUGA
This is a messenger RNA of Encephalitozoon intestinalis ATCC 50506, 423 nucleotides long. Its product is annotated as G10 cell cycle control protein. The coding region runs from base 1 to 423 and encodes 140 amino acids. Gene Ontology annotation, biological process: mRNA splicing, via spliceosome. Lineage: Eukaryota; Fungi; Microsporidia; Unikaryonidae. The record is from RefSeq and is a predicted model, not a curated record. The transcript has a single exon. Gene Ontology annotation, cellular component: spliceosomal complex; nucleus.